Molecule: messenger RNA, 2143 nt
Organism: Fonticula alba
Lineage: Eukaryota; Rotosphaerida; Fonticulaceae
Exons: 4
Coding region: 137-2143 (668 amino acids)
Biological process (GO): regulation of DNA-templated transcription
Molecular function (GO): zinc ion binding; sequence-specific DNA binding
Source: RefSeq, a predicted model, not a curated record
GCCGAUUGCAGAUCCCUCCACCUCUCUUCUUUCCAUCGCCCAUUCGUCCCUCUGUCUCUCUUCCUCUCUCUCCCCUUUUCCUCUCUCUCCCUUUUUCUUGCACGGCUCUCUCUCUCCCCCCCCCUUUUGCCUCGCCAUGCCGCAGUCGCUGGCCGCCUCGGAGGCAGAGCCCAUGUCCGACACCUCCCCCGUCGCCUCCGCUCCCCCCUCCGCCACCCCCUCUCGGGGCGCCCCGCCCUCACACAAGGCCGCAAAGGCCACCCUACGUGUGGCCCCCCGGCCGAAGGCUCUGUCGCGUGUGCGCCGCGCCGGGCCACUGGCUUUCGGCUUUCGUCCGGACUCACAUCAGGACAACCUUUCGGCCGAGGCGGCCCAGCAAUUCGAAUCUCCACUUGCCGGGCUGACCUCGCACUUUCUUUUCUCCCGAGCCUUCAAUGUGGACGAGGCGUUUCAGUUUUCCCGGAAGUCCUCCGUCAUUCGGCUGGAGGUCAUCAACCCUCUAAACACGGCCAGCACGAGCGAUCAUGCUUUGUCAACGCUCGGCGCAUCUUCCAUUCACAUGCUAGACCGGUCACGCGCACAGCUGGCCGCUGCGCAGCGUGCCGCCAUUACGGCCGCCCGCCAGGCUGGCGCCUCGUUGGCUCGAUUCCACGGUCGCACCGUUGGCUCUCGGAUUCGGCGCCCCCUCGGCCCCUUCACUCUCCAGCCGACCGAUGCCGAACCGGACGCUCACUUUUGGGAAAAGCUGGCGACCGUGCAUUAUGGUGGGGCCGGGCUGCCACCAGCCUCAGAUGCCGGGACUGCACCCACCUGGGCCGAUGAGUGUGGGGCCUUUGACCAGACCACCGGUGCCCCCCGCAAGACGGACUUGGUGGUGACCCUCGAGUCGCAGCCGGUUUUCUUUGAUUUCGGCCUCUUCGCGCCGGGGCUCCCCUCCUUCGAUUCGACUCGUGCAUCGCUGGCCCUGGGAGAUAAUGCCAUCCUCUCGGGCCCGGAGUAUGGGACCUCCGCCUCGGAGGCAGUGGUCACCGAGCUGGACGCCUGCACGCGAGAGCUCGACGCGGUGGUGUGCAAGCUGGCCAGCCACUCGACGCCUGCGGCCUCGACCGUCCCGUUGGCUGCCACGUCAGCCGCAUCCGAGCUCAUGCCCGCCAUCAGUCCCGAGGCCGAUCUCCCGGUCCGGGCACAGCUCCAGCGCAAUGCCAGUGUCCUGCAAACCCUUCUCCGGCGCCAGGCCCAUCGCCAUCUUCUCCGAUCCGCAUGGCAGGUUGGGGCGGAUAAUACCAUCGCCGAGCAGGGCAAGGCACGUCCCCAUCGGGCGGCUGCCUCACCGGACGAGCUGGCCAGUGCAGCGUCCUUGCUACAGGGUUUGGCCGCGGCCGGGCGCCGCCUGGCCACCCAGCUGCCUGGCUCCACGGUUCCUGCGGCGGUGGGAUACCUGGCUGAGAGCUAUAUGCCGGCACGGUCGCGCUGUGAGACCCUUGCCAACAUUGGACGCCGCUACCCGAAUCACAUCCAGGCACUUGUGGAUAUCAAUGGCCAGCGUCCGGCGGCCAGCGUUGCCGGUGGCCUGGUGGCCGCGCCGCGCACCGUGCCACAGGCAUCGCCAGCGCCUGUGCGAGCGCCGGCCCCGAGUCCGGCUGCUGCUCCAGUGGUCGCCCCGGCUCCGGCUGCUGUCCCGGCCCCGCCGGCAGCGGCCGUCACCGCUCCCGCCACACAGACCCCCGGUACCGAGCCGGUGGUCGUCAAGCGCCGGCGCGGGCGGCCGCGGAAGAAUCCCCUGCCAAUGCCGGUGGCCCCGCCGGUGGUGGCUACCGCGACACAGACACCUGCAGCCGCGGCCGCGGCCGCGCCCGCGAUCGCGCCCGUGCCCAGCCCGGCGUCCGUGCAAGCCUCGCUGCUUGGUCAUGCCCCGUCCGUGCCCCACUGUUUCAACUGCCACACAACGCACUCAGACACCUGGCGGUAUGGGCCAAAGCGUGACACGCGCUUCUGCAAUGAGUGUGGAAUCUACUAUGUCGAACACAAUACCCUCAUGCCCCUGCUCCUGAUCAAGAAUCCGAAUGCCGAGCAGAGCGCUCGCAUUUUGACUUUGAGCUUGCUCGGCCAUCAACAGCAGCAGCAGCAGCAGCAGCAGCAGUAA